GAAAAAUGUAAUUGACAAAUUAAGCUGACGUAAAACGGUAUACAGAAUACAGUUCUGCAAAUAAAACAACAUUAAUGGAAGAUCACUCUUUAAUUGAAUGCUCACAUAUUGUUAACCGCUUCAUAGUAAUCUAUUCAUACUUGGAAAACUUUUUUCCUUCUCUUUAUGUUAGUUCUUUUUUCCCAUGUUGAGUUUUUGCUAGUUACGUUUUGGGAACAAAAAAGGAUAAAUGAAAUGUAUUGUUAAACUGAUACAACUUCAAAACAUCUGACUUUCAUUUAAAAGCCCUUCCAAUAUAUUUGGAAGAAUAUGGGGUCUAUGAGGUUAUUUCCUACUCAUUCCAGGAAAUUAACUGGUUUAAAGUGGAAUACAUAAUAUGGUUAUUUUGUUAUAUGCUGGUGUACUGACUUGUCUAUUACUGACAUGUUUAUUAUCCGAUGACAGUUUUUUCUUUUGGUAAUGGUUGUUGUGUUAUUUAAGUUUGCUCAAUCUUUGUUUUUUGUUGUUUAGAAAUAUGUCAAUUGUCCCUUUUAGAAUGUCUUUGUAUAAAAGGUAAUCAUUUUUUUAAAAUGCUCUGAUGAUGCAAAUGUAUGUUCAUAAAACCCAAUCAAAAAACACCUAGCAAGAAUUCAGAAACAUGUUUUGCCCGACGAACACCUUCUUAUCACACAUUUCUCUCCUGUCAUCCAUGCAAUUUUUGCCUCAUAUGACCUCCAUCCCCAUCUUUUGUACCCCAUUUUGCAGUAGCCUCUUUUUCCCAGCGCUUUAUUCUCUCCCUCUCUCUGUCCUGUUCCCCUCAGUUUCCCAGCAGCUCACAGUGAAUUAUCUCACCCACUGCUCCCUCUUUGUGUCCAUGAUUUCUCUCCAUGUUCGUCCCUUCAAACCUUUCUGUCCAUCUCUCACUUGCUGAGAACUGAUCUGAUGCCUCAUGUGUCAGAGUGGAGCCAGUAAUGCAACAUCCAAUCUCUCGCUGUUUAGCAGAGCUGUGGACGGUGGGAUCACUGGACCUAGUUGGUUUCCCCCCCUACCCUCUCUUUCUCUCUCCCUCUCUCUCCCUCUCUCUCCCUCUCACUUGCUCCUCAUCUCUCUGUUCACUUUCAAUUAUUUCUGUGUAUGGGCAAGAAGGGCUAACAUGGACUCUUUGGGUCUUUGUAUCCUUCUUAUGCUUCUGUGUUUCCAGUGGACGACGGCCCCGGCUGCUGAGGAAAUUACCUGGACCUACACUGGCUUGGUGGGUCAGACCGAGUGGUCGGAGUACUUCCCAGACUGCGCUGGUAAUGCACAGUCCCCCGUUGAAGUGGUGACCACACAGACGAAAUAUGAUCCCAGUUUGUUACCUCUGACCCCUCUGGGCUACAGCCAGCACGGCAACAAGCCCUUCGCUAUGUACAACAAUGGACACACAGCGGUCAUUGAGCUGCCAGAGUGGAUGGGGCUGGGGGGGCUGCCCUGGCUCUACACAGCCGUGCAGAUGCACCUCCACUGGGGCAGCGGCGGCCCGAGUCACGGGGGCGGGGAACACACCGUCAACGGGAUGAGCGCAGAUGCAGAGCUCCAUGUGGUGCACUACAACUCUGAGCUCUACCCAAACAUGUCCAAAGCGAUGACGCAGAGCGACGGCCUGGCUGUUUUAGGGAUUCUCAUUGUGACAGGUGAGGAGACAAACCUGGCAUUUAACAACAUCCUCAACUACCUGGGUCGCAUCAGACACGCUGAUCAGAAGGUGUUCAUCCCAGCCUUUGACGUGCAGACCCUCCUCCCUGAGGAUCUUGGGAGAUACUUUCGCUACAACGGCUCCCUAACAACACCGCCAUGCCACCAGAGUGUGACCUGGACUCUGUUCAAUGAGAGGAUUCAAAUCUCUCCGGCACAGCUGCUGAAGCUGGAGACGAUACUUUACUCGAGUAAAGCUGAGGGUCCAGACAGGAUGCUGCUGCAGGACAACUACCGCACGACACAGCCGCUCAACCACAGGGUCGUCUUCGCCUCCUUCUCUGCAGAAUCAGGGAGGGAGCUCACUUCUGGUGAAGUCACAGCUAUAGUGAUAGGAGUGAUGUGUGGCUGUGUUGGUCUGUCAGUGAUCAUCCGCUUCAUCGUAAAGACGAUACGAUUUUUUACCCUCCUCCACCGUGAAUCAGUUGUGGUAAACAGCUCUACCUCUAGCUGGGACGUCCUUCCCAGUAGCCGGCCUGCUCCCAUGUCAAGGAUGAAGGAGCCAGAGGAGGAGAAAAAACAAGACAUGGCUCUGAACUCGACCUGUGAAGCAGGAAAGAAAGAAGAACCCUCACCUUCUCCACAGACGGAUCCAUAGCUCCACUUCAGGACUUCAGGCCAGAUACACGCACAACAUACUUUCAUCUUCCCUCUUGCCAAUGUUGUUAUCACUGAUCCAUGUUUGUUCUGGGGACAGAAAGCAGAAUCAGUCACAAAAGGCAAUAGGGAAACCUUUAUAUAGUAAACUGGACACAGGACUAAUCACCUGCUGCCCUGAUCACUUUUUUCCCCAUCUAAAUUUAGUGAUGUUGGCAGUUUUGGUAUCAGACUUUUUUUCCGUUUGCAUGUAAAUACAGUUUGCUGGCUCUCGGGAGUCUGUUUGCUCUUGCAAUGUCUGGGAUGCAUGAUUGGUUCAUAUAUAUACUGUAAUAUAUAUUUUGUUUUGUUGUGUUUGUUUCACGUUUGGCCGUUAUUUCAUUUUUCCUGCCUUGAAACACAAGCACACUGCACUGAAAGACAUGUAGUAGACUUAUUGAAUAUUUACCUGUGCUAUCAUACCCUAUAUUAUGUUAUUAUUUUAUUUUGCCCCUGGACUUGACACUAUCAAAUCAAAAGGUAUGAUGAAGGUUUUAAAGUGCGUUUUUAAGUAUAAAAUAAUGUUGUCCAAACAUUACGUCUCUGAACUCAACUGAGGGCAUUAUAUUGAAAAUGAAUAAGUUAUAUUUAUGUGUUGAGUCUAUUAGAACGUGUUUUUUUUAGCCAUUUAUUAUCUUUUUUUCUUCUCUUUUGUGUAUAUAACUGGUCAACGUGGGCACCUCAUUAAAAUACUUGAAUGGGAACCACACCUGCUUUGGUUUUGUCAUUACGUGUGUUGUUAUGAUCAUAUUUUCAAACAGUAAUAUUACAUUGGUGAAAUAUUGUACAGGAAGUCUACAAUGCAAUCUUAAAGAAAGACAGUAAUACAAAAAUAACCCCAUAAGUACUUGCCUUACCAACAUUGUUUAGAGAACCCCAAUUUGUGAACCUACUGUAUUAAACAAACUAUAAAUUGGCAUUAAACUUUGUUUCCUGCCUUCUUGCUGUUCAUGGCAGCAAGAAUGUCUUAAGAACUUUUUCUAAAUAGCUGUCUAUUUAGACAGACAGAAAUGUGUCAUUGGUUGUGCAAAUAUGAUUCAUAAAAACACAUCACCCAGAUAGGAAGCAUUAAAACACUUUUACAUAAAACACAGAACACCAUAGGAGCCACAUUAAAGCAGCAGUCGGUACUGGAUGGUGAGGUCUGGGUCAAUGUUAAAUUAAAGUGGCUUUUUCACUUAUUAAGAUACUUAAUAGCGACAAACAAGAAUAAUUUCUUUGAAAGAAGCUCUUCAAAUUUGGGAACACAUAAAAGCACAAGUGCGCAUAUACUUGAAUCCUGUAAGAUGUCGUUUUGACCAGGUAAAAUAAUAAUAGAGAAACAAUUUGACAGUAAUGUAGACAAAGCCCCUUUUACAGGAUUCACACAGCUGGCCUGUCGUGCCAGGAAACACAAAACGUAUGCCACUAAAUCUAUUCUUUGAGGAUUUCGGCAAGCUGUGAUUACACAAAUACUCCUGUACAUACAUAGGUAUAUCGGUCUCCAUUCUUGUUCUCAUUUCCUCAUCUUUUUCCUCAGUUCCCUGUGGUCUCCCUCCCUCUUUAAACCAUACCAUGUUUUCUGCUCUAAUCAAACAAUGAUGGUUUUGGUGGGUCAGCAUGCCCACACUUUUGUCUGUGAAUGUGUGUGAUACACUGUUUGUUGUGUUGUGUUAUCAGGUCACACAGAGCAGUGGCUCUUAAAUGUUUUGAUUUGCGACCCUUUACAUUGAAACCCUUCAGAGUUAUUGUACCCGUGGUGAGGUCCUAUAACAUGCCACUGACCUAGAAGUAAAUCAUAAGAAAAAUAUACAAUUUUAAAAAUGUAAUUCAUGACACUUGUCUACAAAAACACAAUAAAAGCCACAUUAAUACUAUAGGUACUCAAGGUGUGCACUCACUUAAGUGUAAUUAAAGAUAUUGAGGUAGCAAGCUGGCUUAGCACAUAGCAGUAGCUGUGUAGUAACAGCAGUGCUGAGGCACUUGGCACCAAAGAUAGCUCACUGGACCUUAAAAAGUAUUUAUGGCUGUAACACCAUCAUGCCUCCCCUUGCUCUAAAGCACAGCCGUGUGGACAUAUUUCAGUGAUGCACACACACAGUUGAGGCUCCUCCCUUUCAGACAGGAAGAGAAAUGAGGAAUUGAAACUGAACAACAGAAGAAAGGUCUUAUAUCAGGAGCUUCAAACUCACUGCUCACAGACACAUGUGUGCUGCCAAAACAAGGACUGCUGGGUAAUGGCUGCCCUCAGGAUUUUCCCCCUUCUCUCCGUCUGUCUCCUGCUGGUUCAUCAAGCCUUUGCCAUAAACGACGCUCCCUGCCAGCUCUCCAAAGGGAACUACGCCUUCAACAACUUCAAGAAGCGCCACAUUCCCUCUGGUACUCCUACUACUCUGGACCAGAACCAAUGGAUGAAUUUCAUCAAGAAUAACGGCGACUGUUCCAGACCCACCCAGUCCUUCCUGCACCCGAGCGACCUGGACAGGGUGAUGGCUGUGUGCACAUCCAAGGGGGGAGCCACGUACAAGGAGAACAUGUGCAUCAGCCGGCAGCGUUUCAGCUUUGUCACCGUGAGGAGCGAACCGGGGACGUGCGGCAUCAGGAGCGUCAUAGAGGAAACCAAACAUCUGAUCCUGGCCUGUAAUGAGCUGAGCAAUCAGUGCCUGCCGGUCCACUUUGAAGGAAACCCUCGAGAUUUAAAACCAAGUAACAACGCCAAAGGCUGCCAGGACCCACGCACUGGUGAUGCUCCCAGCUUCAAACUGACAUGGCUCUGCUUAUUAUCCGUUCUUCUGGUUAUCAUUUAUAACUGUCGAAAUUAACUUGAGAAACUAGAUAGGACAAUAGGUCUCCUGGACACAUUUGAGAACAUUUGAUUUGGAAAGUGUUUGGCUUUAAAAGAGUAUUUUAUAUGAAUCUCUAAAUUACCAAAAUAUCAACCAUAUUUUUGUAAUCAUUUCAUUCUUUUAAAUGUAUUUUUGUACCACUAUUAUAUGCUUGUGCCUAUCUGUAAGUUUGUAUCUCUGACGGAUAAUGAGGAGUUGGUGUUCUAAAGGCAUUUCAUUUUAUUCACAGCUAUAGUAUUAUGUAGAAGAGUAUGAAUAAAAUUGCUGUACAAAAGGGAUUUCAUUGUAUUUAAUGCACUGACGGUAUCUGUAACAGUUAGAAAAUGUACCCUGACCACAAAGCAUGUUAUGUACAUGCUUUGUACAUAUUUUACAUGUCAAAAUAGACAAAAAAGAAGAACAAGAGAAAACUAUAAAAUGUCUGACUUAAAUAAAUGUAAGACUGAACUUG
This is a messenger RNA of Gymnodraco acuticeps, 5625 nucleotides long. It is a transcript of the gene ca14, whose product is annotated as carbonic anhydrase XIV. NCBI's taxonomy places the organism in Eukaryota, Metazoa, Chordata, Actinopteri, Perciformes, Bathydraconidae. The record is from RefSeq and is a predicted model, not a curated record. Bases 929 to 2311 code for a protein of 460 amino acids. The transcript is spliced from 14 exons. Gene Ontology annotation, cellular component: plasma membrane. Gene Ontology annotation, molecular function: zinc ion binding; carbonate dehydratase activity.